Messenger RNA from Macrobrachium nipponense, 2564 nucleotides. RefSeq names its product conserved oligomeric Golgi complex subunit 8-like (gene Cog8). Gene Ontology annotation, cellular component: COG complex. Lineage: Eukaryota; Metazoa; Arthropoda; Malacostraca; Decapoda; Palaemonidae. Gene Ontology annotation, biological process: intra-Golgi vesicle-mediated transport. The coding region runs from base 94 to 2160 and encodes 688 amino acids. The record is from RefSeq and is a predicted model, not a curated record. The transcript has 13 exons.
CGACUCGCUUUUACUACUGACAAUACUCACAAAUUUGACACAUCGGCAAAUCUGUUGAGGGUGAGAGCCGACUCCCCGUAAUUUAAGCUUGCCAUGGAAGUGGAAAUUGAAGAAUUAGCUAAAUUACUCUUCCCCGAUGAAAUACCAGAACUGUGGAAAGACAGUGAGGAAUUCUCCAAAUAUUUAGUCCAUUUAUCAUCAUGUGGAGUGGAAAGGCUGGGUAAAGAAGGUGCUCAUCUGCGAGAGGAGCGACUUGCUAUAUUAGAUCAAACUCGUGAUUUGGCUUAUAGCAAUUACAAGACAUUUAUUCACACUGCAGAAUGUUCAAGAACAAUAUUCAAAGAUUUCACAAGUGUAGAAACACAUUUGGAGGGAUUGUCCAGUUGCUUGCCAAAUCUUCGGGGGAGUGUAGAGCAGUUUUUGUCAACAUCUCGCAAUCUUUCACAAUCUAGACACCUGACCUCUCUUACUUUAACAAAGCACACCCAGUUGCUUGAAGUUCUUGAACUGCCUCAGUUGAUGGACACUUGUGUUAGAAAUGGAUACUAUGAUGAAGCUCUAGAAAUUUUAGCAUAUGUGCGAAGGUUGGAAAGGAAGCACACUGAUAUCCAUAUCAUUAAUGGCAUAGUGACAGAAGUUCAAUCUGGAACACGAUUGAUGUUAAAUCAGUUACUCGCUCAGUUACGUUCACCUUUGGCCCUUCCUCAGUGUCUUAAAGUUAUUGGCCUUUUGCGUAGAUUGGAUGUAUUUACAGAAUCAGAACUGAGACUGAAGUUUCUUCAAGCGCGAGACGCCUGGUUUACUGGCAUACUGAAAAAUAUUCCAAAGGAAGAUCCAUAUCAGCACAUCAUUAAGGUUGUGGAGGCAUCACGGGUUCACCUAUUUGACAUUGUGACACAGUAUAGGGCCAUAUUUUCAGAUGACGAUUCUCGGUUUGGUCUUGGUGACUAUGAAAUCAACGAACAAGCAAUAUUUUAUGGCUGGAUUUUACACAAGGUCAAUUAUUUCAUCCAGCUGGUGAAGAAGGACCUAGAGUGUGGACUUGGGUCAAAUCUAGAGAGUGUUUUGGCACAGUGUAUGUUUUUUGGUCAGUCUUUCAGCCGCAUAGGAGCUGAUUUCAGAAAUCUCUUGAUUCCCUUGUUCCAGAAAGCUGCUUUAGUUCAGUAUGAAAAAGAUGUUCGUGUGGCAAACAUCAGAUUUGAUGAGACUCUUAGUAGUUUUUCUCUGAUGGAAGCACCACACAUGAGUGUUUCAUCUACGUACAUACCUGAAACACAGGAUAAAACGCGACCGCCAUUAACUUUGAUGGAAUUUCCUCCAUUAGCUCACUAUAUGAAUGGUUUGGUUGCAGCUUUCAACACACUUCGACAAUGUUGCCCAGUCAGCAGCCUCUCUGAAGUUAUUCGAUUGCUAAACCAGUCUCUUACAAAGGUAAUAGGGGCAUUAUUAGAACUCCAUCGUCUAGAGAGUUCAGGUUUCACAGUAAAAGAAGCAGCAGCCUUUCAGCGUUUGUGUUCUGUAGUUGCAGAGGGUGUUCUCCCUCACAUUAAUUCAUGUUUGCGGCUAUUAUUCCCUCUUCAGCAGAUGUCACACAUUACUGGGGAAUCUGUUGCUAAACUUCAGAGAGAGAAUUUUGGGCAAUUAGAUAUUGAGAAUCUACUCUCACCAAUUGCAUCUUUACUUCCAAAAAAAGAUAUCUUACCCAGAAGUGAGGAACUACAGCAAGAUCUAGCUGAGGAAGAUGUCGCUGUCAGUGACACAAACAUUAAAGAGCACAUCGAACCACCAGAAAAGCUAGAUGGUCAACCUCUUGAUACUUCCAGAACUUUGGAGGGGUCGGUUCAGAUUAUUCCAUCUCAGGUCAUUCUCACAGAAAACAAUGCACUGCCAAAAAAUGAGAAUUUGUCUACACAUGCAGCAGAACCAGUAGAUGCACAAAUCUCAUUACCCCAGGAUGACCAGGUAAUUUGUAGUGAAGAGAUUAUUGAUUUGAAAAACAAUACUGAAAAUGUCUUGGUAGAAGAGUCACCUGAUGAGAUCGUACAAAAUAUGGAGCAUUUUCAAAUAGAUCAAGAUGAUUUGUUAUCUACACCACAGCCCCAAUUAACAUUAAUUCCAGAUCAAGCCGAAAAACUCCCAUUAGAAGAGGAAAAGGGAUAGAUUUUUUAUAGGUAUUACUUUGUUAAACUUGAACUAUAAAAGUGGUGAAAUAUUUUUACCCUUUUGUUUAUUAAAUUUGAUUUAAGCUUCUCUCAUUCAUAAAUAUAAAAGUGUUGAAAUAUUUUUUUUCUCUUUUAUUGAUUUAGAAAUUUAAUUUAAGCUUCUCUCAUUCAUAAAAUUUAGAAACUGUUUGUAAAAUUUUAAAUUCUUGAUUUGAGCAGAUUCUGUGAAUUAAGUAAUGUACAGUAGUACAUGAACUACAUUUUUCUAAAGCUUUUAGGAUACAUAGAUAUUGUUCUGUAUUUGGGGAUAUUAUAGAAAUGGAAUGUGAAGUUUUAGUGCCUUUUAAAAUGAUUUUUUUUUUAUAGAAUAUGCUUACAUAAGAAUGAACUAUCCAGUCUAUG